Molecule: messenger RNA, 10070 nt
Organism: Ictalurus furcatus (blue catfish)
Lineage: Eukaryota; Metazoa; Chordata; Actinopteri; Siluriformes; Ictaluridae
Gene: plxnb1b
Product: plexin b1b
Exons: 40
Coding region: 740-7459 (2239 amino acids)
Biological process (GO): positive regulation of axonogenesis; axon extension; regulation of cell migration
Cellular component (GO): semaphorin receptor complex
Molecular function (GO): protein binding; semaphorin receptor activity
Source: RefSeq, a predicted model, not a curated record
GUGUGUGUUGCUGCUUCGCCGGCUCCAUGUGAGAAUCGAGUUUACGCAGAGAAAAGUCAACGUCCUUCCCUCGCUUGCUUGUAGAAAAUUUCUUCUAGGCUCGGGUUUUAAACACGGGUUGAGUGAAUUAGCAGGACUGGGGUUUUUUUUCUUUUCUCUAAACAGAGCAAGUUCAUCUCAACUCUCCCACAGAGGAAUUUGGGGUAAAAGCUGGGGACGUGUGCGCGGAUUUCGAAGCUCUAAUUUACUCCCAAACUGGAUAAACUGAACGGCGUCCACUGACAAACUCUUCCCACAGCCCGGGUUCAGCGGUCCAGUCUGAGAGCUGGAGCAGGAUAAGGUGGGACUUGUCUCCUCCACACUCCAGGUUGGGAUUGCUGCUGCAGAUACUAAACGUGUAGUUCCUGAUCACAGGGCAGCCGAAAGAGAACUCUGAGCAGCAGAGGAGAAAAGCCAGACGUCAGGAGUUUUAGAAACACCCAAUACCGGGGCCGCUCAUCGCUGUAUCUCUGUCCACCCAAUCCCGUGAACAUUGCAGGGAAUUUCCAACAUUCAUGUGUGGCAAAGUCGAGUCCAAACUCCGAAAGGAUGUUUCUUUGAGUGAAUGAGAGUGCGUUUAUCUUUGUGUGUGUGUGUGUGUGUGUGUGUGUGUGUGUGUGUGUGUCAGACCAUACAGCUGACCUGUCAAGAGGGGACAUGCCCCUUUAACAGACAAUUACCAAACAAAUGAGUUGUCGCCAUGCUGCCCGGGAUGGUGCGUGUAUUGCAUGCUCUUCUCCCAGUCUUGGUGAUGUGUGCAGUCUCCCAGAGCUUCACUUCAUUGCACAACUAUUAUCCAGUGUUCCUGCGCAACGACACGGAAUUCGAGCAUCUGGCUCUUCACCCUGAACCGGAACUGGGGCGCAUCUACGUGGGUGCCCGUGAUCGCCUGUUCCGGCUAUCCUCAGACCUGCAGCUGGAGGAGGAGGUGGAGACAGGGCCUGUGACGGACAGCCAUGAGUGCCUGCCUCCGAUCAGUCAGACCAGCUGCCCGCUCGCACGCCCAACCAGCAACCACAACAUGCUGCUGCUUAUUGACCCUUACAGCAAGGUGCUGAUCAGCUGCGGCAGUGUGCACCAAGGCACUUGUCAGAAGCGAGACCUGGAUGCCGUGGGCAAUGUGCUUUUUUCAGCCCAGAAACCUGUGGACACACAGUAUGUGGCGGCCAAUAAACCUGAGGUCUCCACCGUGGGGCUGGUGGUGCGACAACAUGGAGAGCGACAACCGGUGCUGUACGUGGGCCGUGGUUACACCAGCAGCCAGCCGCCCAUCUCCACCCGCAACCUAGAAACCGAACCCAUCUUCUCAUAUGAAGAAACCGCAAAGCUAACUGUGGUGGGACGGCUUUCGGAAUACGACCACCACUUUGUUUCAUCCUUUGCACACAAUUCUCAUGUCUACUUUCUGUUCUACCGCCGUGAUUUGAAGUCCCAGCUGCGUGAUUACCGCACAUACGUGUCCCGUGUGUGUCUGGAUGAUACGGCAUACUAUUCGUAUGUGGAAGUUCCACUAAGCUGCCGCUCGGCAGGCGGGAAAAACUACAACCUGCUACAGGCCGCUCGACUGGGACUCCCCAGGGCUGGAGAAACUAGAGGGGUGGAGAAAGAGAUCCUGCUGGGAGUUUUCUCCACGCGUUCUGCCUCGUCCAGCGAGCCCAGCAACGAGUCAGCCCUGUGCAUGUUCUCCCUGCAGGAACUGGAUAAACGCAUCGACGACACUCGAGAUCUCUGUUACACCAGAGUGGGCCGCCAAGACGGACAGGAGGCUGCGUAUAUAGAGUACGAGGUGAAAUCAAACUGCGCCAGUUUGCCACCAACUACUCUCGAAGCUUACCCAUGUGGCUCUGACCACACUCCAAGCCCAAUGGCCAGCUGUGUGCCAGUGGAGGCGGAGUCCAUAUUGGACAGUCCAUUUGCUCGUCUCACUGCAGUAGCUAUUAGCGUAAAAGCAAAUCACACCAUUGCUUUUCUGGGAGACUCUAGGGGAAAUUUACACAAGGUGUUUCUGGGUCCUGACGGUGAGGUGGAAGAAUAUGCCGUUAUUCCCAUUCAGUCGAACGCAGCGAUCAGCAGUGAGCUGACUCUCGAUGACUCGGAGGAGCAUCUGUACAUCAUGACCAGCACUAUGCUGGUGAAAAGGCCUGUCGCGGAGUGUCACCUGCACCUGGACUGUCAGUCAUGUCUCUCCGCUCGAGACCCUUACUGCGGCUGGUGUGUGCUGGAGGGAAGGUGUGGUCAGCGUGGUGAGUGUGCACGCGGGCGACAGGCUGAUCAGUGGCUGUGGAGUUUUGAUAUGGAGCAGCAGUGUCUGACAGUCCAAACCAUCACCCCAUCAAACAUCAGUAGAGAGGAGAGCAGGACAAUCACUCUGUCCAUCCCUGGUCUCCCAAGGCUCAACGAUGGGGAAUCAUAUUCCUGUUUCUUCCAAGACACUUCCUCUCCUGCCACCAUCUCUGAGAGAGGGGUCACCUGCCCCUCACCAGACCCCCAGAAAGUCCCCGCUGUGUCACCCGGCCAAGAUUAUCUCACGGUCACACUAUCCUUGUGCUUUGGUGAUGUCAGUGUGACCUCUCGGGAAUUCACCUUCUAUGAUUGCAGGGUUGUCAAACAGCUUUCUGGGAGUAUGCCUUGUCACGGCUGUGUGUCCAGCAAUUGGGGCUGUAACUGGUGUGUACGCGAGCAUGUUUGUACCCACAAGACACAGUGUGAGCAAGAGGUCAUCAUUUACAACGAAAAUUUCAAAGUCCCCACACCCUCCCCUCCUCCGAGUACACCUGUCAGGAUUACAACAGUCACCCUGAAACAUGCACUAUUUACCACCACACCACCUACUAAGCCUCCAGUUACAACCACUGCACCUACUACAACCACUACAACUACCACUCCAACCACUCAAGCUACAACUACAACUGCCCCGGUGGCAACUACAACCACUGCACCAGCCACAACAUCCACUCCGAUGACGUUGCCCGUAAUUCCUGGACCCACAACUGCUCCCAUCAUCCCCAUGUUGCCAACCCCCCCAUCCCAAAUCACCACCACAACUCCCUCAGCCUCCACACUGCCUGUUCUGAAGGAGCGCACCUCAGAGGAGAUUCUGCUAGCCUCUGAGACAGAGGCAGAAGCCCUUAGCGAAGCCAAGAGUGUUGUGAUCACCAUCUCCAGUCUGGAUACCGGAACGAAAACCGAGCCAUCACUCGUAGCAGCCGAGGACCAGCAGUUGCCGUCAGCGUCGCCCUCACAAGUUGUAGUGUUGCUGUUUCCUGAAGAAGUCACGCCACUAGUGGAACCAGAAACCAGUGCUCCAGAAUUACCUAGCAGCCCACAGAUUGUAGAAGAAUCGCCUCCGUUGGCUGAGCCUCCAACCGAAACUCGAAAAGUAACACGAACCGAGAGUCCCGAGACCGUGGUAACAGACUCUAAACCAGACAUCUCGUACUUAAGGCCUACAGUACCUGCUGUUCUACCAUCUGAUUUGCCCGUGCGCUCGGAGAAGGACGCACCUGAGGUACUGCAAGAGGAACUGAGCAUGGCUGAAAAUGACACGACUACAUUUUCAGCAGCGGCGGUGCUGUCAGGUGACGGAGAAUUAGACCACGCCUCUCCCAGCUACCUUCGUCUCUUGGAUGUGGAUUCCGAGACCGACUACCAGUAUGACAUGGCAGACCUACCGCAGGGAGACGAGGGCUUGUUGGAGAAUUGGGGUUCCUCUGCGUGUCCUUGUGUUGAGAAGGUUCAGGGUUCACCACUGCUGCCUGUACAGACAGAGAGGAAGAUUAAUCUGUUGGCCCGCAACCUUCACCUCUAUCAGGACCCAGACUUGCAGUACGAGUGUGUCUUGGUGAUUGAGGGACGGACUGUGGUGGUGGAAGCUUACGUAGAGAACGAUGCCACGAACCCGUCUCUUUUUGACAUUACCUGUCAGCAUCACCAGUAUUCCUACUCCGCCCUGGUGGAGGAGUACAAUGCCAUGGUGUACGUGAAGAGGAGAGACACCUUUCAUGUGGACAGUGCUAAUGGACUCUUUGUAACUUUGUACAACUGUUCGGUGGGCCGUUCAGACUGCAGUCAGUGUCACACAGCAGAUCAGAAGUACGAUUGUGUGUGGUGCGGCGAGGGUCAGUCAAGCUGUGUGCACAAAGAGACCUGCUCAGCGGGUGUCAGAGACACAUGUCCCGCGCCUGUCAUUCUCUCUAUCGAGCCUCUGACGGGGCUGAAGGAGGGAGGCACCACUCUCACCAUCAGUGGCUCCAACUUGGGCCAGAAAGCUGAUGACAUCUUACAGUCAGUCAGUGUGGCUGGCAUUUCCUGUACAGUUAUACCAGAACUGUAUGAGAUAUCAUCCAGAAUUGUGUGUACAACCGGAGAGAGCAGAGAGGAGAAGUCGGGUCACGUCUCAGUAGAAGUGUCUGGUGCAGGGCGCAAAGGUCUCUCCACUCAGACAUUCAGCUACCAGGAACCAGUACUGGAAGGGGUGAGUCCCCAGAGAGGACCCCGUGCAGGGGGAACCUCUCUCACCAUCACAGGCAAAAAGUUACUGACCGGCAGAUCCAGUGACAUCAGUGUGCUACUGGGCAAUGUCCCCUGUGUCACUGUGUCAGAUGUGCAGGAAGGCAGGAUCGAGUGCAUCACUGGAGCCAGCAACGAGACUGGAGAGCACACAGUAACAGUGCGCUACGGCAACCGUGAGCGCAAUCUCAAUGGCAUCCGCUUUCACUACACCCCAGAUCCUAACAUAACACAAGCCACGCCCUCGAAAAGCUUCAUCAGUGGUGGCCGCGUGAUCAGCGUGUCUGGCCACAACUUGGAUGUAGUCCAGGAGCCACGGAUCCGAGUGACCGUGACCAGGAAAAGAGGUAGUAGGCGGAGAAGAAGGAGAAACAGAGGGAGUGUUCUAGCUGCGGGCGUUGAGAAUGGUUUAUUGUGGAGAAAGAAGAGGAUGAUUCCUGAAGUAGACGGUCCAGAAAACACUAGCGCAAGUUUUGAAGAACGGUGUGAGGUGAACACUUCCUCUCUACUGCUGUGUCGUAGCCCUGGUAUAAGCUCUGAGAUGCUAAACGCUGAUGUGCAGGUGGAAUUUCUUCUGGAUAACUUGCGCUUCGAUUUUAACUCAAUCAGCCAAACGUCUUUUACCUACGAGCCUAACCCCACCCUCUACCCUCUCAACCGCCUUCACCCCACUGAGCCCUACCGCUACAAACCUGGUUCAGUCAUAUUGUUAGAGGGGCACAAUCUAGACCUAGCUAUCUUUAAAGAGGAGGUGGUGGCUCUCAUUGGCGAGGGCAUAUGUACGGUUAAAACUCUGACUAGGAUCCACCUGUACUGCGAGCCACCGGCACAGCAGCCCAACCCCUCCCACAGCCACGGACGCAAGAGAGAAGGCGCUGAUGCACUCCCAGAGUUCACAGUACAUAUGGGGAAUCUGAACUUUUCUCUGGGCAGAGUGCAGUAUGACACCAUCAGUCAGUCCACAUUUCCUUUGGAGGCUCAGAUAGGGGUUGGAGCAGUGGCUUCUCUCGUCGUCCUUAUCGUCGUGAUCAUUGUUCUCAUUUACAGGAGGAAGAGUAAACAGGCUCUGAGGGAUUACAAGAAAGUUCAAAUUCAGCUUGAGAAUCUAGAGACGAGUGUGAGAGACCGCUGCAAGAAAGAGUUUACAGACUUGAUGACUGAAAUGAUGGACAUGUCAAGUGAUCUGGUGGGAUCUGGGAUUCCGUUUUUGGAUUACAAGAUGUACGCCGAGCGCAUCUUUUUCCCGGGUCAUCGCGAGUCGCCACUGCGCAGGGACCUGGAUGUGCAGGAUUGCAGACGCGCCACGGUGGAGCAGGGCCUUGUCCAACUUUCCAACCUGCUCAACAGCAAACUCUUCCUCACCAAGUUUAUCCACACUUUGGAGAGCCAGAGGACAUUCUCUCCCAGAGACCGAGCCUACGUGGCCUCUCUGCUCACUGUAGCCCUACAUGGCAAGCUGGAGUACUUCACUGACAUUCUGAAAACAUUGCUCAAUGACCUGGUGGAGCAGUACGUCGCCAAGAACCCCAAACUCAUGCUCCGAAGAACUGAGACUGUUGUGGAGAAGCUCCUGACCAACUGGAUGUCUAUAUGCCUUUAUUCUUUCCUGAGGGACUCGGCGGGGGAGUGUUUGUACAUGCUUUUUCGAGCCAUAAAGCACCAGGUGGAUAAAGGGCCUGUGGACGCAGUGACUGGCAAAGCCAAAUACACCCUCAACGACAGCCGACUGCUCCGAGAGGACCUGGAGUAUCACACGCUGACACUGAAUGUGCUGAUGCAGGGAGCAGGAAUGAAUGAGACUCAGCCAGUAGCAGCUAAAGUACUGGAUUGUGACACUAUAACCCAAGUCAAAGAGAAGAUUCUAGACCAGGUCUAUAAGGGAACCUCAUACUCCCAUAGACCGCACACAGACUCACUGGACCUGGAAUGGCGUUCAGGAGUCGCGGGUCACCUCAUUCUCUCCGAUGAAGAUCUGACGUCUGUGGUACAGGGCAACUGGAAACGCCUCAAUACACUUCAGCAUUACAAGGUUCCUGAUGGAGCUACAGUCGCUCUGGUGCCGCGACAUAGCAAACAUGUCCACCAUGACAACCAUGACUACGUGGCAGGAGAGAAGACGCCCAUGCUGGAGGAUGCGGAUGAGGGUGGAGUCAGACUGUGGCAUCUUGUGAAGGCCAGCGAGGAACCCGAACUGCCCAAACACAGAAGAGGCAGUUUAAAAGAGAGAGAGAGGGCCAAAGCCAUACCGGAGAUCUACCUCACACGACUGCUCUCCAUGAAGGGCACGCUUCAGAAGCUUGUCGAUGAUCUGUUCACCGUGAUUCUGAGCACAAGUCGACCCGUUCCCCUCGCUGUGAAAUACUUCUUCGACCUGCUGGACGAUCAGGCGACUCAUCACGGCAUCUCCGACCCAGAAACGAUCCAUAUUUGGAAAACCAACAGUCUGCCUCUGCGCUUCUGGAUCAACAUCGUGAAGAACCCUCAGUUCAUCUUUGACGUGCAGGCGUCUGACAACGUGGAUGCUGUCCUGUCCGUCAUCGCCCAGACCUUCAUGGAUUCCUGCACCAUUGCUGAGCACAAACUGGGCAGGGACUCCCCCAUCAACAAGCUGCUAUAUGCCAGAGACAUUCCUCGUUAUAAGCAGAUGGUGGAGAAGUACUACGGUGACAUCCGACAAACCAUCCCGGCUAGCGAUCAGGAGAUGAACUCUGCCUUAGCUGAGCACUCCAGGAAUUAUUCAGGAGAGCUGAAUUACCUGGUGGCCCUGCAUGAGCUGUACAAGUACAUCAACAAAUAUUACGACCAGAUCAUCACUGCCUUAGAAGAAGACACCACAGCUCAGAAGAUGCAGCUUGGUUAUCGUCUUCAGCAGAUCGCAGCCGCGGUGGAAAACAAAGUGACAGACUUGUAAAUAAGAGAUCACGAUGAGAUGAUUGCUAGGAGGGGGGAAAGAAAUAAGGCGAAGGUGAAAGACAUUGGUUGCACUGAACUAUGGACCUGCUGUAUGUAUUGACUGCCGAGAGGUGUGUAGAAGCAGUAAACGAGAACCACGUCGACUUAAAGGACGGAGUAAACACACUGCCACUUUACGUAGGAAAAGAGAGCGCGGCGUGCGAUGAGACUAACAUGGUUUCUGUCAUUAUUUGAGAGAUUAGCGAAUGGGAGACUCCUCGGCAUUCGCCGAACGAUGGAGCAGGUUCAGGAGGCAGUUGUCUUGUGGUCCUUCAGGAGAAAACAAGGAGGACAUGGUGGGACGUGACACGUGCGAAGCCGCUGCAAGAGGAACCGCCACGUUGUCCGUCUCCUCCACUACUCGCAGUUUUCCCAACACAAAGAGCGAUUGUGGUCUCGCCGGUUCCAGCCACUUACGCCAUUCAAAAUCAGUACUGACUGACAACGCGCUCGGUUUUGUUCCACAUGGACAGAUAUUUACUGAGGAGGACUCGUACAGGUUAAAAACAUAAUCUGUGCCUCACACAACAUUUGCUUCUUCCUGCCGUUCUCUACCUCCUCGUAUGUUUUUUUUUCUUUUCUUUUCUUUUCUUUUCUUUUUCUUCUUUCCGAUUCUCUCUACGUCAUUCUUGCUUUCUGCGUGUUUUGUCAGUAUGCAGACUAUUCCCAUCCGUGCAGCCGUUACUGUGUGUGAGCUAGUAUGAUGAAGUGAUGGGCUUUGUCUAUUGACAUUUUAUCUCUCCCGCCUAUCGUCACUGGCAGGGAGCGAAAGAGAGGAGAACGUUCAUGGUGUAAAACAUCCAGGCGGAACCUUGUCGUUUUAGAUUGUUAUUUAUUUAAUAUUAGCACAUUUAACAUGCUUCUUCAAUUUCUUCCACAACUGUCUGUAUCAUCCGUCCAAGUCAUUAAAAGGAGCUCUGAUAUGGAAAGAAAAACGCAGGCAAAAACUGACCGUUUUCUCUAAUCUAGCACUCGAAUGCAUUUCAACAUUUGUCUGUUGUAUUAAUGUAUUUUCUCUGUGUGGCACUAAAGAGAGAGUUGGUGAUAUAGUUGUUUCUGGUUGUGUGUGUGUGUGUCUGUCUGUGUGUCUGUCUCUCUCUCUCUCUCUCUCUCUCUCUCUCUCUCUGUCUGCCUGUCUCUCUCUCUGUGUCUGCCUGUCUCUCUCUCUCUCUCUCUCUCUCUCUCUCUCUCUGUGUCUGCCUGUCUCUCUCUCUCUCUCUCUGUGUCUGCCUGUCUCUCUCUCUCUCUCUGUAUCUACCUGUCUCUCCUUCUUUCUCUCUGUGUCUACCUAUCUCUCUCUCUCUCUCUCUCUCUCUCUCUGUGUCUACCUGUCUCUCUCUCUCUGUGACUGCCUGUCUCACUCUCUCUCUGUCUGUCUGUCUCUCUCUCUCUGUCUGUCUGUCUGUGUCUCUCUCUUUCUGUGUCUGUCUGUCUCUCUCUCUGUCUGUCUGUCUCUCUCUCUCUGUCUGUCUGUCUGUGUCUCUCUCUUUCUGUGUCUGUCUGUCUCUCUCUCUCUCUCUCUCUGUGUCUGUCUGUUUCUUUGUCUGUCUGUCUCUCUCUCUGUGUCUGUCUGUCUCUCUGUGUCUGUCUCUCUGUCGGUCUGUCUGUCUCUCUCUCUCUCUCGCUCUCUCUGUGUCUGCCUCUCUGUCUGUCUGUGUUUCUGUGUCUGUGUCUCUCUCUCUCUCUCUCUCUCUCUCUGUGUGUGUGUGUGUGUGUGUGUGUGUGUGUGUGUGUAAGAAUCACUGGAAAGGCAGUACGCAGGAAUACAACUCUGUAAAUCUGUACGGUGUAAUGACUGAAGUAUCCUCUAUAUUUGGACAAAGUUAUCGGUUCUGUUCUAACAUUCCUUUUAUGUGUUAUGAGAGAAACUGAUCUCAUAAUCAUUAGCCUUUUAAAAGUAUUUUUGCUUGUGCGUGUGGGUGGGAUGCCAGACGUGUUCAGUUCAUACUAGAGUAUAGGGUCAAUAUUUUGUUUUCCAUUUACAUUUCUUGACAUAAACACUUUGAUGGAACACGUUCAGUUUAUGGAGGCAGGUUUUUGGCAACCUCCAGCUUAUCAUUUUCAACAAGUGGUUGGAUCACUAGCCAUUUUAAUUUUAGGGUUGUUUUAUUUGUUUUUUUUGUUUAAAUUUUAUUUUUGUUGUUGUUUUUAACAAAAGGUGAUUAGCAUCCAUCCUGAAACAGACACAUAGAAAGGGAGCGAAAACUUCAAAUCGACACAGUUAACUUAAAAAGAGGGGUUAAUAUGCAGAAAGAGGGAACUAGUGAUGCAUAAAUGGUUCGGUGGUACAUUAAAUGUAAGACGCACGGACCACACGUGUAAUUAGUGGUGUGAACAGAUGUAAUUGUACAAGAUCAAAUAUGUGCAGAAGUUUCAGAAGGAAUUAUAAAAGCUAUAACUGUUCAUAGGUUCUAUAAAUUAUGUGUAGACUAGAGCAGGCUCUUUUGAAGUUUUAAAAGAUGUUAAUAUCAUCAUAUGUAAUGAUUGUCUUUCAGCUGUAGCUUCUUACCAACAGUAUGUGAAAAAUUUUUACAAAUUAUAUGGAGAUUUAAUAAAAUAUUCUAAAUGAA